Molecule: messenger RNA, 1272 nt
Organism: Zygosaccharomyces rouxii
Lineage: Eukaryota; Fungi; Ascomycota; Saccharomycetes; Saccharomycetales; Saccharomycetaceae
Exons: 1
Coding region: 1-1272 (423 amino acids)
Molecular function (GO): protein binding
Source: RefSeq, a predicted model, not a curated record
AUGGACAAUAAGGUUACUACUGAGUAUGCUAAGGUGCUUAUAGCACAAUAUCUCGAUAGUCAUGGAUACCAAGAAUCUUUGGUGAAUUUUUUAAAAGAAUCUGAUCUUCCCCGUAAAGCCCUUUUACAAGAAAAUGGUGAAACUUUGGAAACUAUUCUUUAUGAAAGAAUUAAAUUCGCAGAACACAGAGUGGCAAAUAGACUGGCACGAUUGACCUUGAAUGAACCAAUUGACGUGACCCACUUGCCAAUACCAUCAUGGGAUCAUAGUUUACAGUUUAAAGAAUUAAAGCUUAAUGAUCGUAUUAUUGAUUUAACCGUUGAUGCCGGAGUAGGAUCUGAAAAAUUAUUGAUAUCUACAUCUAAUAGAGAGGUGAAGGUCUAUGAUACUAAUAGUUUAGAGCCAAGCGCUUCAUUGGAAGGUAACAAAACCUCUGGAUUGCUAAAACCUUGCGGUUCAUUGGGAAAGACAGGUUAUCACUACGCAUGUGGUCUCGAUGGAAUGUUAAACGUCUACGACUCAAAUGGUGGUACACCUGUUAACAGUUACAAAAUUCACAGAAGAGUAACCACUCAUGCACGAUCUUGUACUAUCGAUGGUCAAUCGUGGUUUUUCAUAUCCUACGGUUUGGAUAACUACUUGAAAAUACAUCGAAUUCAGUUUGACACACUUGGUGUGGAAUUGUGGGCUGAAUGCAAGAUUCCUUCGGCCUGUACCGCCUUAGAUAUUGCCAUUGUUCAAGAUAGGAUCUUAAUUUACUUGGCACAAACAGAAUUUACACACGUUACGUGCUACGAAGUCACUACUUCAAUUCCAGCAUUGAAUCAGAAGUAUCAAUUAGCAUUAAACGGUGCCCAAUUCACUCCUCAUGCCUUUCAAAUCAGAGAUAUGAAAUAUGUGCCUAGUGAAAACAUCUUGCUAGUAGCUACGUCACACACGCCCUAUAUGAGAUUACUAGUCGUUCAAAUUCCACGAGAGGAGGAGACUUCAGGCCCACUCUACGAUAAAGUCAUUCGAGAUAUGGCUACUGAAGUACCUCAGGAUAACUAUUCUCAACCUUCGUUGGGAAUUUUGCCUUCCAACAGCGGUGUUAUUGUCAGUAGUAAUGAAGGUAUUUAUGCAAUUGAUAUUGCUAAAGGUGAUUCAUGGCAUCUAAAUGCUUUCCCAAAGCGCAGGGUCAAAUGUCUGGUCGUUAACGAUUCGAACGGAUUAAUAGCUGUUGGUUUUGCAGACAGAACGACCCAUAUUGCUCGGGGUACCGUGAAAACGUAA